Messenger RNA from Ziziphus jujuba (common jujube), 2866 nucleotides. Its product is annotated as oxoglutarate-dependent flavonoid 7-O-demethylase 1. The record is from RefSeq and is a predicted model, not a curated record. Lineage: Eukaryota; Viridiplantae; Streptophyta; Magnoliopsida; Rosales; Rhamnaceae. Bases 95 to 562 code for a protein of 155 amino acids. The transcript has 3 exons.
UUCCUUCAACGUACCACCACUCAAACAGAUAAAAGAGGAGAUCCGAAAAGGGGAGAGAGAAAGAGGAGAGAGUAUUGAUUUUUGAAAGUUGAAGAUGGAUAGAAAUAAUGUAAAAGUUGAAAAUGGAGGCACAAAGGUAGAUAAGGAAGUGGGUUGGGGAAAAUAUUUACCCGUACCAAAUGUCCAAGAGAUGGUGAAGUAUGAUUCUGAGAGUGUUCCUGAAAGAUAUAUAAAAGAAUACCAAGGCAGGCCAAUAGAUUCCACCUUCUCUCCCGGUAUAUUGGACAAUAUUCCAGUCAUAAAUUUCUCCUUGCUUGUUAGUGGUGAUGGAGAUGAGCUACGCAAGCUAGAUUCUGCUUGCAAGGAGUGGGGUUUCUGCCAGCUGAUAAACCAUGGUGUGGAACUGGAAGUAGAGGUUUUAAACAAUAUGAAGGCUGCUGUGGCAGCAUUUUUUGAUCUCCCACUUGACGAGAAAAAGAAGUAUGCAAUGGCAGAGAAUGAUGUUCAAGGAUAUGGCCAAAGCAUAUGUGGUUUCCGAACAUCAAAAACUGGAUUGGUGUGACAUUUUACAUUCUUGAUAACUCAACCACCCGAACAUCGAAAUUUCAAGUACUGGACAAUCACACUACCAGGUUUCAAGUAUGUAGCCUGGUACAUCUUCGCAUCUAGGAAGUUUUCCAUGGAAGAACAUUCAUCUUUUUCUCUAACCCAACACAAUUGUUUUCUGUCUAUUAACACAGAGAGGCAGUCGAUGGAAGAACAUUCAUCUUUUUCUCUAACCCAACACAAUUGUUUUCUGUCUAUUAACACAGAGAGGCAGUCGAUGAAUACCCGAAACAAGUAGAGAAAGUGGCUGAGGAGAUCUUUGGAUGUCUUUCAGUGUUGAUAGGUUUGGAUAAACAUGGUUUGAAAAGGUUGCAAGGAGUGAUGAGACAAUCGAUGAGGUUUAACUAUUAUACGUGGUGAUCCAGGUCUGACCUUGUUCUUGAUCUCAGUCCACAUUCCGAUGGAAGAUCCAUAACCUUUCUUCUGCAGGAUGAUGAUGAUGAUAUGACUGGUCUUCAUAUUAAAUACAAAGAAAGAUGGGUCCCUGUAAAGCCAAUUCCAAACGCAUUCGCUGUCAACCUCGGUGAUUUUCUUUAAGGCUUGGAGCAUGGAGCACAGAGCUUUCACAAAUGCCAAAAAAGCAAGAAUUUCCAAUGCAACAGUUACUCUUCCAGAUGACGAGGUUGAAAUUGGACCAGUGGAAUCAAUGAUGGUCGAUCGACCAAGACUUUACAAAAAGGAUUACGUAAGAGUUUUUAGAGAAGAAAAUCGAUGGAAAAUCUCACACCAGCUUUCUCAAGUUAGAAAAGGAAUCUUGAAUCCUGUCUAGUGCUACCAUGUAAACUAUGGAAACAAAAGACAUUUACCAAUAAUAGUAUGUUGCAUCAUAUAAUUUCAUUAUUUUCUGCCUCCUAGAACCAAUCGUUGAUCAAUCAGAGAUUACAGGGUAGCGAAUACAAAAAUGGACAAUAGGCCAUUUUGAGCCCUCAUUUAUCAAGCUUGCCCGCAAGUUUCUUUGGCAAGAUAAAAUCCACUUCCCUAACAAUUCCCAGGCGUCACAUUCAAAAAAAACUGAUGGAAAAGCAUCUACAUAAAACAAUUAACAAGGAUGCAAACACCAAAUAACGACCUCCAAUGAAGUCACAACGAUUACUGAUUUCUUGGUUUCUAAGUAACAGAGUCCUUGAAAAUGCCAAUAGAGAAGCAUGAAUAUCAGUUGUAAGAUUUGUGCCAAUUGAGUACGAAAUGGAAAUUGGGCUCGAAGAACCAAUACCACAAGAUCAUGGUCGCCCACAAGAGAGGAACCGAGUAUUGUGGCGACCUAGAAUACACUUUGGAUAGAAGAAAUGGAAGGAAAAUCCCACAUACUGAAUUUCAUAACAUGUAGUGGGCAACCUAACUGAGGAACUUGGAACCGAUAUUAACAUGAAAUCUAUAGGAUGUGAAUGUAGGACUUUUUUAAGGAUGAACAGUGAAAACCAAGUUUCCUAAAGGAUGAAUGUUUUGGCUGACAAAAGCCAAAUACUAAUUUCAGGCGUAACAUGAGCAAGGGCCUAAACUCCUUGGUGGGUUUUCUCAUCUAGAUAACCAAGAAACUUGGCUGACUACCUCAGUCAGGAUAGCCAUAGAGAACCAUUUGUAGACCAGGAAAAUGAUUAAGGUAGAUCUUUGCCAGAGAGAUUUUGAAUCCUAGCCUCUAAUAAUAUUAACGUUAACUCACUUGGCAAUCGAACCCAUUACAGAUAAAAAGCAUACAAUAGAAGCUGGAAAAUAUAAGUUCAAUCUCUCUUGAUCUAUCUUACCUAAUCGUAAUAUAAACAGUAUCAAUCUACCUCAAGAUUACUUUGAUUCAAUAGGAGACUCAAAAGGAAAAACAAACAUAUGGAGAGAAUUGCGAACCAGGAGAAUAUAUACCAUUUGAACAAGCAACUUAAAUAUAAAAAAAGCUAAUUGCAGAAGAAAAAGAGUUUCUUAAAUUAGGAAAUAAAUAAAUCCCAUAAAGAAGAAAAAUUCUGGACUCUCCGCAACAAACAGGCUUUUCUCAACCUGGUAACAUUUUUUGUACAGUCACCUUCACAUAUUUCACUACCUCCUCCCUUUUUUUUACACCCUUAAAACUUGUACACUAAUAUUUUUUUAUCUCCUCUGCAAAGGCAUCAGGUGUGUUCACCAUCUGAGCCGCAACUAGCCUGACUCUAGGUAUAUCCUCAAACUAACAAUGUACAGUUUUAAGUACAACCAUCAAAUUUUAUUUUCAAUCAGCUUACAUCCAUCUGAAAAUGGAUGUAGCUUUUUUACUACACAUAAAGAAAGAAGGAAA